AAGUGGGCAGUAUAAUAAUGGAAUCGAGAAUAUUUUGAAUGGUAUGCCUGAGGCUGAGGAAAGAUGGACUUUGCAUCUCCGUUCCGUUCCUCUACUGCAGAGGAAUUGAAUUAGGCGUUGGCCGAUUCACUGUUUGGUUGUUGACCUACCCACCAUCGGACGAGUUGGAAAGGAAAGGAAGAAAGAGAAGCAGUAUUUGGUAUUUACGGAGCAAAGAAAUUGAAAACCCAUUUGGAUUUUGGAUUGGGAACGCAGUAACCUCGAAGCUUGUUCAUCUUCAGCUUCCGUCGUCUCUGCAAAAAAAACUUGUAAAAGGAAGAGAAAAGCCAGAAGAAGAAGAAGAAGAUUUUGUGAGAUUGUUCAACAUCAUGAUAUUGAAUCGCAAGAAAAAGCAUUUCCCUUUCGAGCUAUGGCUGUUUCCGGUGAUCUGCCGUUUAAUCUCCGUCUGUCUAGCCGCCGAUUCCCGAAUCUACGAGGUCGGGCUCUUCUGCGGCACCAAGACGCCGCCGGCGAACACCAGCUACAUCCCAUAUUUCACGCAGGAAAUGCAGGUUCUGUCGCAGCUAGUGAGCGCCCACCAUUGGGGCCACUACGCCGUCAACGCGACGGUGCCCAUUUACGGCCUCGCCCAGUGCCGCGAAGACCUCUCCCUCGACGACUGCCUCUUCUGCUUCGCCGUCAGCCGGACCCGCCUCCCCCACUGCCUCCCUGCCGUCUCCGGCCGCUUAUACCUCGAUGGCUGCUUCCUCAGGUACGAUGACUACAACUUCUUCAACGAGAGCACGGACCCGGCUCGAGACAAGGUGAACUGCAGCAGCACGGUGGCUUCAGAUGGCGGCGCCGCGGAGGCGAGGAAGGCAGGAUUCAACAGCAGCGUCGGCGAGUUGCUAGAGAAUGUGACGAAAUCGGCGGUUUCGAAGGGGGGAUUUGCGGUUGGGGAAGUGAAGGGAGUCUACGGAUUGGCGCAGUGUUGGGAGACUCUGAGUAGCGACGGUUGCAGAGCUUGCCUGGAGAAGGCGGCCGACGAGGUACGAGGUUGUCUGCCCAGCAGCGAAGGCCGAGGAUUGAAUGCCGGCUGUUUUCUGAGAUAUUCUACUACCAAGUUCUACAACGAUGGAUCCCAAAAUAGUUCCGGGUCGUCAAAAACUGGAGCCAUUAUAGCCAUUGCUUUGGGGACGGCAGCCUUCCUCAUGUUCUCAUUCUUUGCCGGCUACGCAUGCUACGUGAGAUUCAAAAGGUUGAAACAAGAACGCUACAAUCUGGGUCAGGUUUCGGCGUCAUUCAGCAGGUCUGGCUUGAAAUUCAAGUACGAAACGCUAGAGAAGGCGACGGAUUACUUCAACCCUUCGAAGAAACUAGGACAGGGCGGAGCAGGCUCUGUGUUCAAAGGGACGCUCCCAAGCGGGGAAACCGUCGCGGUGAAGAGACUGUUCUUCAGUACCAGACAAUGGGUGGAUGAGUUCUUCAACGAGGUGAACUUGAUCAAUGGGAUUCAACACAAGAACCUAGUCAAGCUUCUGGGUUGCAGCAUUGAAGGGCCCGAGAGCUUGUUGGUUUAUGAAUAUGUUCCAAACAAUAGCCUUGACCAGUCACUUUUCGAUAAGGAGAAGGCUCCGAGCCUGAGCUGGAAGCAGAGGUUUGAUAUAAUAGUUGGGACAGCUGAGGGACUGGCUUUUCUUCAUGGUGGAUCUGAAAUAAGAAUAAUUCACCGAGACAUCAAGAGUGGCAACAUUCUUCUCGACGAGAAUUUUGCUCCGAAGAUUGCAGAUUUCGGGCUGGCUCGAUGUUUUGGUCCUGAUAAGUCUCAUCUCAGCACUGGCAUUGCCGGAACACUAGGUUAUAUGGCUCCUGAGUAUCUUGUUCGAGGACAGCUUACAGAGAAAGCUGAUGUUUACAGCUAUGGAGUGCUGGUUCUUGAGAUCGUCUCUGGUAGGAAAAACAAUGCCUUCCUGGAAGACAAUUCUUCACUCCUCCAAACAGUUUGGCAACUCUACAGGACGGAGAGGCUGGCAGAAUGCGUCGACCCUCGCCUGAAAAAUGAUUUCCCGGCGAGAGAUGCAUCGUGUGUGCUUCAAAUUGGACUUCUGUGCACACAAGCUUCAGCCACUCUCCGGCCAUCAAUGGCGGAGGUGGUUCGUAUGCUGACCAUCGGAGACUCCGAAAUUCCGGCACCAAAUCAACCUCCUUUUCUCAAUGCCAGCGUACUCAACGCGGCCAGCUCUACCGGAAGUUAUAGCUUAAACCGCCUAAUAACAAGCGCAUUGAUGAAGAUUGAUGAACCCAGCACCUCCACGGAGUCGUCGAGCCUGCCCAGUUCAGAUGAUCGGUCAAGAAGUGUAGAACAAAGGCUAAAGCAGUCAAUCUGAAUCCAACCGCUGUGUUCAGUGCCUUCAAAGGCCAUUAAAAGCCAACCCAGAGCUCUGGACAUGAAGCUUUAUAGGAAAAGGCUUCAUGAUCUAGUCAAUACACGUCAGAACAAAGGCCGAAUUUUUGUUGAAAUUCUGUGAGAUAGAGAUGCCCAUUAUUCUUGUUGAAUUUUUGUGUAAAAAUUUUUGUAAAAAUAAAAUGAAAGCUUGCUACCA
This is a messenger RNA of Diospyros lotus (date-plum), 2582 nucleotides long. Its product is annotated as cysteine-rich receptor-like protein kinase 42. The transcript is spliced from 7 exons. The coding region runs from base 39 to 2366 and encodes 775 amino acids. Gene Ontology annotation, molecular function: protein kinase activity; ATP binding. Lineage: Eukaryota; Viridiplantae; Streptophyta; Magnoliopsida; Ericales; Ebenaceae. Gene Ontology annotation, biological process: protein phosphorylation. The record is from RefSeq and is a predicted model, not a curated record.